CGCGCGCAUGCGCGGCGGGAGGCGGCGGGUGUUGCGGAGCUGGGGCUGCCGGGGCUGCGGGCGCCAUGUCGGGCCGCUCGGUGCGCGCCGAGACCCGCAGCCGCGCCAAGGAUGACAUCAAAAAAGUGAUGGCGGCCAUCGAGCGCGUCCGCAGAUGGGAGAAGAAAUGGGUGACGGUGGGUGAUACCUCGCUGCGGAUAUUCAAGUGGGUGCCGGUGGCGGACAGCAAGGAGAAAGAGAAAUCCAAAUCAAGUAGCAGCACUGCCCGAGAACCCAAUGGCUUCCCAGCUGACACCUCUGCCAACUCCUCUCUCCUCCUGGAGUUCCAAGGUGCUGUUUCUGCAGAUGAGAACAGCAACCAGAGUUCCCUGUCGGACGUCUACCAGCUCAAGGUGGACAGCAGCCCCAACUCCAGCCCCAGUCCCCAGCAGAGCGAGUCCAUGAGUCCUGCCCACACGUCCGACUUCCGCACGGAUGACUCGCAGCCACCCACACUAGGGCAGGAGACACUGGAAGAGCCGUCCCUGCCUUCCUCGGAAGUUGCAGAUGAGCCUCCCACUCUCACAAAGGAAGAGCCAGUCCCCCUUGAGACUCAGGUAACUGAAGAGGAGGAGGACUCCAGUGCACCGCCUCUGAAGAGAUUUUGUGCCGAUCAGAACUCUGUGUGCCACACGGCCUCGGAGAGCUAGCCUGCCCAGCCCUGGGGAGAGCGCCUUCGCCAGCCCCUCGCAGAGCCGCCCGCCCUCCCCGGGGGGCCGGGGUGCUUCCCUCCAGCCUGCCCCUUCCCCAGGGAUGGGGGCUCCUGCCGCUCGCCGCCCAGCCUGCCCCUGCCCUGCCCUCACAGGCAGGAGCCUCCCACCAGCCCUGGUGCAGGCAGCCCACGCUCCCCUGGGCCGGUGGGGCUGCCACCAGGACCUGCAAAUUUGCCUCUAUUUAUUGGCUCCCUCUCUCCCUGUUCACCUGGCCCGUAGCGUGGGGGUCUCCGGUGGGUGGUCUGCACGCACAGGGGGGGUUGUCUGCGGGGCUCCCUGCUCUCCGCGGCCCCCCCGGGGCACUGGCAGAUGCUGUUUGCCUGCUUCUGGCUCCCCUGCUUGCCCUCCCCUAGGCACCGGGAGCAGGAGAGCUGCCUUCCACCUGCACGGUCGGCUCCCCUGUGAGCGUAGGCAGGCGGGGGGAGUCGCGGGGGUGGGGGGCGAGGGGGGCGCGGGCCGAGUCCUGCCCUGCGGCCGCAGGGAUGUGCUGGGACGCUGUGCAAUAAGCUGCUAGUUUAAGCCAUUAGUGUUGGGAGAGACGGGAGCGCUCCCCCCGUGGAGGGCAGGGACUGGCCUUCCCUGCUCUGCUGUUUGGCGCUGGCCGAGACCCCGCGGGGGUAGCACCCCCCCACACCCCACCCCCCCCCCAUCCCGGCGGGGCCCGUAGCCCCCCCCCCGCACCCCCGGGAGCCGGCAGAGCAGGGGGGGGUCUGCGCCGGCCUAGGUACCCCCGGUGUCCCCCCCUUCCCCCCCCGCGCCCGGGCCGCCCCUCCCGCCCCCCCCCCCCCCCCCCGCCGCCACUGCAUGUUCCGCCGAGUCUGUGAUCGAGCCUGGCGAAGCCGAAGGCGCGGCCGCGCGUGGAAGUGGAAAGUUAUUUUAGCACUGAAUAGAAUAUUUUUAAAAUUAAACUAUUUGAAAUACA
Molecule: messenger RNA, 1674 nt
Organism: Tyto alba (common barn owl)
Lineage: Eukaryota; Metazoa; Chordata; Aves; Strigiformes; Tytonidae
Gene: BCL7B
Product: BAF chromatin remodeling complex subunit BCL7B
Exons: 6
Coding region: 66-689 (207 amino acids)
Source: RefSeq, a predicted model, not a curated record